This is a messenger RNA of Exaiptasia diaphana, 819 nucleotides long. RefSeq lists its product as uncharacterized. The record is from RefSeq and is a predicted model, not a curated record. Lineage: Eukaryota; Metazoa; Cnidaria; Anthozoa; Actiniaria; Aiptasiidae. Gene Ontology annotation, cellular component: membrane.
CAUAUAAUCACGAUAUUACUCACAACUAGGAGUGGCUGAGGUGUUUUCACGCGAGAUUUUGCUACCUUCGGCAUUUUUUGAGCGGAUUUUGCUACAUUUAGGAAAGAUGGGAAGUUUAGGUCUCAACGAGAGUUAUGCCAAAAGUCAGAAAGGACUUCUCAAGAUCUUUGUGAUUAUCACAACAUGCAUUGCGUUUGCCAUCGUUGUGGAUAUGUUGGGAGGACAUCGUAGUGCUAAUGACAGAGUCGACUUCUUCAUCUCGAUUCACAUUGCUGGCUUUGUGAUCGCCAUCAUUAUCUUCCUGGUGUACCUUAUCAGCCUUGAAAACACCCUUGGAUCGGCCAGAUGCUGGCUGUACUUGAACCUGGCAGCAUCUCUUAUUCUUGGUAUUCUCUGCAUCGUUGCAUCUGGACUUCUGUGCGAGUAUGCCAACAAAAACACUGAGAAACUGAUCGCCGCCAUUGUUUUUGGGUUUCUAUCUGGAGUUUUGUUUCUGAUAGACGCUCUCAUCCACUUUAAGGAAGUCCGUUGAUUUGACAGACAGCUUUCGAUAAGUUCUGCAACAGCCAUCUUAAACUCUGUUAAAAAACAUAUACUACACGAUACAAUUACAUUGUCAUAUAAGAAUUCAAUAUUAACAGGUCAUUGCGAGAAGAUGAAAUUAAGGCACAAAGGCGAAGCUGGUUAGAAGAUUUGUUAAACGACGAAUGUAUUUAGUAAUAAUUAACUCCUUCCUUAUGAUUGUAAGUAAACGAUUCACUAAUAUCACGACGCAAAAAGUUGUAGUAAAAUCUGGCCUACAUGGCACAUUUUUUCUAG